Molecule: messenger RNA, 4560 nt
Organism: Lymnaea stagnalis (great pond snail)
Lineage: Eukaryota; Metazoa; Mollusca; Gastropoda; Lymnaeidae
Source: the annotation of a GenBank genome assembly
CAUCUAUUGCUUUAAGUGAUCUGCAUUCAUUCAUGUAUUCUCACACCAAUGAGUUUUUUACCACUCAGUUCAAGGUAAAAUGUUUGUAUAUCCAUCUCUUAUAUUUGUAUUAAUUUAUAUUACAUAAUUACAUAACCUUAAGAAGAAUGUAGCUGAAAGAACUUCAACUUUGACAACUUUACUGAUUGUAUCUGAAAGAGCUUUACUCAGUGUAGCUGUGACAUAUUUACUGAGUGUAAUUAAGACAACUUUUCUGAGUGUAACUGAGAAACUCUACUAAGUGUAGCUUUGACAACUUCAUUAGGUGUAUUGAGAUGACUUUACUGAGUUUAGCUGAAGCAAAAAGUGCUGAGUGAGAUAAUCAAGCUAUUAAAUUCACAAUUAAUAAAUAUCUGAUUUCAUUACAUUUCCAUUAUGGUCAACUAUUAUAUCAUUAAGGUUUACAAGAUUUCCAAGUAUGUUUGCAGAGUUUGGUUAAAGAUCUGGGCACAAGAAAAACCUUUGAUUAUUGAAUGUGAUGAAAUUUUAAUUUAAAUAAGUUAAUACAUCUUUCACGUUUUCAAGAUUAUUGAAACAAAAAAACCAACAGCCAUUAUUUUGCUAUCCGAAAGUACAUUACUAUAAGAUAACAAAAGAUAAGAUUCUUUAUUUAUCAAAAUAAAUGGAAAUUUUUCUUGAUUAAAUUGUACAUAUUUUUUGUCAGCACAAAAAUAAAUACCUAUUUUAACCAAGACAACAUUUUGCAAUUAUAACAACUCAAGACAUAUCAAGUAUUUCUCUAGCAUAGAAAUCAGCCAUCUAAGAACUCCUUUAGUGAAAAUAAGGACUUAAUUAUUUAUUUAUUUAUUUAUUUAUUUAGGCAUUUUUAUAUAGCGCUUAUCAUAAAGCUCUAAGCGCUUUACAAUUAUUAAAACAUGUAAACUAAGUAAAUACAAAUGAGACACUAGGAUAGUAACUACUAUUGAUCAUUUAAAUUUGGUAACCAAUUAUUGAUCAUUUAAAUUUGGUAACCGCUGGGAGAGCAUGCUGGUAAAUUCGUACAGACUUGGAAACAAAAGAAUUUGUAUAUCUUUUGGUCGUAACUUUAAUUACAUGUCAAAGAUCUGAAAAAAUGACAAAUUAACUUAAAAAAGUCUAAUUAUGUUUUUUUUUCAUUAGAAAGUACCAGCAGCGAAAAAUGCAACAACAGAAGUUGGACUUAGUGAACAUAACAAGCUGAAAAAUAGAUACAAGAAUAUUUGCGCAUGUGAGUUGGAUUCAAGGUUAAGAUAAAAAGAGGUGUUUAGAUAACAGUGGUGAAUUUAAAUAUGCAUUAAUGUAAGGUUAGGAAACCAUUUAAAAAGAACAAAUGUGUCAGAUAUAUUACAUAUUUUAUUUUUUAGUAUGCUUACUGAACACUGUAGUACCUUUAUGCAUUUCAUGAAUGUUGUUUUGACAUAAUCUGUUUAUAACAUUUAAAUAAAUUAUCUCUUUUACAAUAUAAUCCCAUAACUUUUUUGUAUUUCUCAAGUUUCUAGUGAACUAUAUCUGUAUAAAUUAAUCUUCCUUCCAUCAGAUGACCAUUCUCGUGUUCACCUGGAGAUCAACACCGCAAAGAAUGAAGGAGAUUACAUAAAUGCUUCUUACGUUGAGGUAUAAAUAUUUUAUAGAAAAGUUUGAUGGCUUUAUCCUUGAUAAAAAGGUUUAAAGCAACUAUAAAUAUCAAGUGUAGGAUUCAAUCUGCUUUCCUAUUUAAAACAUUCUUACCCUAAGAGUGUGCAUGAAUGCCACAGUUACAGAACAUUUUCUCAAAUCCAACCAGUGUCUGGCAGAACUGUCUCUCAUUAAGUCAUUGCUUAGUUAAAAUUAAAUAGUAAAACAAGGUAUGCUGAAGCUUGAGUCAAAAGACAGGACAAUAAGAUCUUAACGUUUCGGCUUAAAGUCUUCUUCUGCGAACAGGACAAAUAGAAGUAAGACAAAAAACAGAGCACAGUAAAAAAAAACUUUAGAGAUCUCCCUUGUUGUUGCCAGAAGUAGGAUUACAGGAAGUGAAAGAAUAUAAAUAUUGGAACUGUGAAAAUUAAUGAUAAUAAGGGGCGAGACUGCAGUCAGGUCAGCAAAAAAUAAUAUUCUCAAAAUGAAGUCAUUACAUAAAUUUCAAAUAAUGAGUCAUUGAAAAUUUACUUAUAACUAAAUGUAACCUUCCAUCAUUUUGAUGAGUAAAAAGGUUAUUAUUUUAUGUAAUGAAAACAGCAGAUGUUACUUAUAUAAUAUGGAAGUUAAAUUCAAAAAUAUUUGGCAUGGUGUAAUGACAAAAAGUUCAUUUUAUUCCUAUUUUUUUCUUUGUGGAUAAUGAUGAACAUUUUUUUAAUUUUUCAGGGAUACCAUACUAAUGAAAAAUUCAUUGCUUCUCAAGGUAAGUUAAAAUACUUGAACAUACUCAAUUUAUUUACUUCUUUCAUUUAGAUUUUACUUUUCUUUUAUUAAACAGAAAAUCUUGUCAUGGAUAUAAGUAAUUCUUUUUAGCAAUUUACUUGUUUACUGACUGUAUGGAGUUUAUUCCAAAAAUAGUUUCAUUUGCUUGCUAAAUAAUUAUUUUUUUAAUCUAACUACCCUAUAAAAAUAAUUACUUUACUUUAACUACCCUAAAUAAAGUUAAUUUUUUUUUAAGUAACUAUCCAAUAGAAUUAAUUUUCUAAUUGUAAAUAUCCAAUAGAAUUAAUUUUUAAAUGUAACUCUUCUUGCAGGUCCAACCAAACACAUGAUCAAUGAUUUUAUACGAAUGCUGUGGGAGCAAAGAGUGGACAAAGUUGUGAUGCUAACAAACCUCAUUGAAGAGGGAAAAGUUCGUAUAGCUUUAAAACCUCUUUUUUCUUUUCUUUAUUUCUCUAAUUUUACUUUUGAAAAAGCAGUUUUGAGCAAUUUCCAGCUCAGGGAACUUUAACAAUAUUUUAUCUUUCUGGCACCUCUUCUUCUUUUUCCUAUUCAUUAAAUAAAGAUAUCAAUAUAAAAACAAGUACCAAGGAAAAGUACUUUUGUUUAGUGUUGUUAAUUUCACAGUGCUUUUGUUUAGUGUUGUUAAUUUCACAGUGCUUUUGUUCAGUGCUGUUAAUUGCACAGUGCUUUUGUUCAGUGCUGUUAAUUUCACAGUGCUUUUGUUUAGUGCUGUUAAUUUCACAGUGCUUUUGUUUAGUGUUGUUAAUUUCACAGUGCUUUUGUUUAGUGUUCUUAAUUUCACAGUGCUUUUGUUUAGUGUUCUUAAUUUCACAGUGCUUUUGUUUAGUGUUGUUAAUUUCACAGUGCUUUUGUUUAGUGUUCUUAAUUUCACAGUGCUUUUGUUUAGUGUUCUUAAUUUCACAGUGCUUUUGUUUAGUGUUCUUAAUUUCACAGUGCUUUUGUUUAGAAUUGUUAAUUUCACAGUGCUUUUGUUUAGUGUUCUUAAUUUCACAGUGCUUUUGUUUAGUGUUCUUAAUUUGACAAUGAUAUUUUUCAGUGUUGUUGUAUUCACAGCGUAAAUCAGAACAGUACUGGCCAGAUGAUGGUGAUGUCCCCUUUGGUGAAAUUCAUGUCAGAUUAAUAUCAGCACACACUUUUGCUGACUACACCAUCAGAAAUAUUGAACUCUCAAAGGUUAAAAUUUAAUUAUUUUGUUUUAUGUUCAAAUAUAUUAAUAAUUGUAAAUUGAAAUAAUGCUGUUGAACUGAAUUAAAUUCUUCUUUUGUUAUCUGCAUGUGGUUAUCAAAUCAUCCAUCAAUCAAACUUGAAAAAUUAUUUAAAUUUUGUUUAAACAUAAAAAGUAAAUAGUUUUAUGAUAUAUUUAUGUACAUUUCAACUGAUUUACUUUGAGACCUUACACUGAGAAUUAAUUCCUGAUUGUGUUUUAGUUGUACUGCAGUGUCCAAUUAGCUCAUAUUUAAUAUUAAUUCUUAAAAUAUCUGAACCUAGAGAAAUGAAGCCACUCAGAUAAUGACACAGUUUCAUUUUACUUCAUGGCCUGACCAAGGCGUACCAACAGUUCCGUGGGGUCUGGUAGAGUUCGAACAGCUGGUGUCAGCUCAUCCUACAACAAGGCCUAUUGCUGUUCAUUGUAGGUAAGAUAUCAAAUAUAACAAGGCCAAUUGUUGUUCAUUGUAGGUAACAUGUCUUAUUCUUUAAGAAGCUUCAGUUAUCAAUUUUCAGAAUAAGAGAAUCAUUAUUUUCAAUAAUUAAUCUACCAUUUAAUAAAAUAAUUAUUGUGAUUUAUCACAAAGAUCAACUUAAUAAUGUUCCAAUUUAAUUAUUUUAUUAAUUUAUUUAUUUGAAUAUACUGGUCUUUUAGUGUUAAAAAAUGAUGUGUAUUUGAAGUAUUUGAUUUUUCUGUAUGUUAAUUGAUUUUUUAAACUGAUGUGUAAUUUACAUAAUCCUUUCAUGUCAUAUAAACUGUUGGGUAUUUAAAUAUUCAGUGCUGGCGUGGGCCGCACAGGGACCUUCAUAGCAUUACAUAACGUGUUAAGAGAAGCGGAGGCAAUGGGACAUGUGGAUUUUUUCAAAACACUAACCAAAUUAAGGGAGGCCAGAAUCUUAAUGAUUCAAACAGCAGUA